AGACUUAUUAAAAAAAGUCAAACUACGCCAGGAUGUAUUGACAUUCCUGGAAGAUGAUGAAAACAGCAGGCAAUGCCCUGGAAAAAAAGAUACGAUAACAAGGUCAAAAACUAAAAAGCAGAAAAGGGAGUUGAACGACUCACUAAAAAACUUGUAUACAAAAUUUAUAUCAUGCUAUGAGGAACAUAACAAAAUAAGCUAUUCUCAUUUCUGCCGAUUAAGGCCGUUUUGGAUUGUCAUUCCUCACUGCAGGUCAAGGGAAACUUGUCUCUGCAAAAUCCAUACUAACAUGAGCCUUAUUGUUUCAAAAAUGAACACGCUAAAGAUGAUCAGAGAAAGAACGCCUGAAGACCUAAUAAAGAACAUUACUUGUGAAAAUGAAUAUUUAAAGGAGAAAUGUUUGGAGAAAAAAUGCAUGGAGUGUAAGGGAAACAAGGUAGCAUUUUUAGAUUACAAUGAAGAGGACAGUGUCACUUUAUAUCAAUGGGUUGACAAGAAAGUUGAAGUGCAGAUGAAAGGCAGAAAAAAGAUUUGCAAGAAAACAACAAAGGAAGAAAUAACUUGUUCUAAGAAAAAACUGAAAAUUUUGUUUCAAAGCAUGUUUGAUAAAUUUGUUCAGCAUGUUAAUAACAUAAUUCAUCAACACCAUGCUGUCAGACAAAUAAAGAAGACCUUAAAAGAAAAUGAAGCUUUCUUGCAUAUAGAUUUCUCAGAGAAUUAUAAUUGCAAAUUUGGCCAAGAGAUCCAGUCAUUUCACUUUGGAGGAAGCAGAGAUCAAGUUUCAAUGCACACCUCUGUACUGUAUUACCAUGGCAUAAAUGGAACUGUCAGCCAGACUCUGUGCACAUUAUCUGAAAACAGAAGACAUGAUUCUGUCGCCAUUUGUGGCCACCUAGUACCUAUUUUCACGGAGAUAAAAAAGUAUGUUCCGAAUCUGGAAAAAGUUCAUUUUUUGAGUGAUGGCCCGACCAAUCAGUACAGGAACAGGAAGAUGUUUGUUUUAGCUGCUAAAUUUAUAGCGAGAGAACUAAAUGUAGAGACAUUGCAUUGGCACUUCUCCGAGGCCAACCAUGGGAAAGGUGCCCCAGAUGGGGUUGGUGGGGUCCUUAAGCGAACUGCAGACUGUGUUGUAGCUCGGGGUAAAGACAUUCCCAGUAUUGAUGCUUUGAUACGAGUGCUAGAACAAAACUGUAAAGGAGUUCAUCUCUUCAAAGUAGAUACUGAAGAUAUCUUGAAAUUAGAUACAGAAUUCCAUGGUUUAGAACUACCAAAAUUUAAGGGGAUUUUGAAAGUCCACGAAAUAGCCUGGAGUAGAAAAAUGAAAGAUGAAAUCUCAGCUAGACGACUCUCUUGUCUUCUAUGUGAAGCCAAUCAAGAAUGCGACCACUAUGAGAUUGGGAAGAUAAUGAUUCAAACCCCCAAAUGUGAUAAAAACCAUGAUGGAGAAGGAGGUGAUGACAAUGUCUGCACUAAUCUACCUGCUAAGUCUAAGAAACAGAAGACAUUCCGGAAGAAAAAGCCAAUAUACUCUGCCAUAUACAGUGAUUCGGAUUCUGAUCCAGAUAACCCUCCAGAGCUCAAUGUGAAAACCAAUGACUUUGUUGUCGUUAAAGUGUUCGGGAAAAAAACCUUGAACUUCUAUGCAGAUACCCUUGACCCGGAAAAAGUUCACUACAACCUCAUCCUCAAAAAAACUACUACACCUGCAAAGACAAAUAAUCUUAAAAGAAAGGCCAAAGAAAUCCGAGCUCAUCUGAGCUAUUUCGAGGUUAAGAUGGGGCUUGAGAAAGUUCAGAAGUUUACCCGCGGAGAAAUUGAAGUUGAAGACCAGUCAUUAUUUCAAGUGUGGAAUUCCAUCACGAAUGAGCUUACCACCCUAAAAAGUGAAAUUUCAGCGUCGGAGAAAGAAAACGAAACUCCAUUUGACCCUUCUACAACUUCAACUCCGGAUCCUAAACGGCCGUCAGCCCUAACACCUGCUGAAGAAGAGAUUGUGGACGACGUGCUGGCCUUUCCAAUCGACUUUAAUGAAGACGGAAGUGACCAGGCCGGAAUCGUCGAGGGCCGGAUAAUUGCAGACGGCAACUCUUCCGUGGACGAACAGGGUCUGCAGAACAUCAUUGUCAGCCUAGGAUUUACCAACGCAGACCAAGGCAUAUCUAUCGAGGUGUCUGUCACGGAUAUAUUGGAGAGCAUGCCUGAAAGCAAUGUUCCUGAGCAGCCUGAUCCUGAAUUGAUACGUGAACUCCCAUCUGAGAACAACCAGCCAUCAUGCAGCCAAACAGAAACUACGAGCUCUGCAGCUGUGAUUACGGGAGAAAGCUACAGACAGUACAUGGAGGCAAGAGAAGCUAAGAAGAGGGAAAAGGAAGAAGAAAAGGAACGGCGGCGAAUGAUACGACAAGUAAAGAACACAAUAAAACAAGAAGGAAGUAACAACAAACGACCGACAACAGCACCAGAUGACAGUGACAGUGACUCCCAGGAUGAAGAAAUUCCCAUUGUAACCCCUAAGGACCUUGAAAAUCUGAUGGCCAAUAGCUGGGUCGUCGUCCCUUAUGAUGUGGAAGGGAAACAGCAAUAUUUUCCUGGCCAAAUAAAAAUCAAUUACAAAUGA
This is a messenger RNA of Macrosteles quadrilineatus (aster leafhopper), 2617 nucleotides long. RefSeq lists its product as uncharacterized. The coding region runs from base 290 to 2617 and encodes 775 amino acids. The transcript is spliced from 6 exons. Lineage: Eukaryota; Metazoa; Arthropoda; Insecta; Hemiptera; Cicadellidae. The record is from RefSeq and is a predicted model, not a curated record.